AUGGAAAAGAUUCAAACCCAAUGGCCAAAGAUUACGGUAGCCGGAGCAAUCUGGUUUCUGUCGGCUGUCGAGGACAACAUGAUCGGUGUUAGCGAAUGGCCGUAUAUGCAUACGAUUGAUCCAAAAGCUACCACAUCUUUCUUCGGUGUCGCUUCAGCGAUGAGCCAUGCUGGUCAUGCGAUUUUUGCCAUGUUGUUCGCCUUUUGGAGCUAUCGAUGGAGAACGACUAGAUGGCCUCUCCUUGCUGGUCGCCUAAUCUCUCUCCUUGGUUGCAUUUUGUAUCUAGGUGUUGAGAUUUUAAACGAAAAUCGACGAAUCCUCAUGCUUGUUUGCUAUUUUCUUUUUGGAUGUGGCCUUGGAUCAAUGGCUGUCGUUAGAACAUAUGUGGCCGAAGUGUCAAGCGAGAGCGAUCGUUCCCGAGCCUACGCUGUCACGACGGCGUCGAACUUGCUGGCGAUUACGCUCGGACCUAUGAUUCAACUCGCGUUUUCUGCAAAAACUUUCGAGUACCCUGGACAUGAAAUUAUUAAAGGAAAGAUCCGUUUCCAUUUCUAUACAGCUCCCAUUUGGUUUGCUCUCGGAAUGAACGUCAUCGCCAUCAUUUUACUUAUAUUCUUCUUCAAAGAUGUGAAAAAAGAGCGACAGAAUACGAUUGGCUCUCAUGAACCGAUCCUGAAACGCCUCUUUUCGAUCUUGCAAAGGAGCGGAAUCGUUUGGCCGCUCGUCUUUUUGUGUCUCUUUCAAAUUAUUGCCUCGAAAAUCACCCAAGUCACCAUUUCUACGGUAGUUGCCCCACUUUUCAUGGCUGGAUAUGGGUGGACAGGUCACAAAUCAGUGAUCAUUAUGUCGAUUGGUCAAGCUAUCGUUGGAGUUAUCUGCAUUCUCAUUGCCGCUCUCUUCAUCUUCGCCCGUUUGGGGCAAAGAAUCCACCCACGAGUCACUUUCCUAUUUGGAAUGGCGAUCACUGUGUUGCUUUAUGUCUUGACCUAUCCAUGGCCAAAGAUCAGUGUCAAAGCUGCUGCAUUUAAUGAAACUACCGGAAUCGGUUGUGAUCCGACACAAUAUGGCUGGUGCGAAAGCCACUCGACCACACCGUACAUUUGGAUUCCACUCUUGAUUCUUGUGAUGGGAUUGGGUCUACCACUGCUUAUGAUCUCACUUGAUACGAUUUACUCAAAAGUUUUGGGCAACUGUGAUCAAAACACAAUGCAAGGCCUAAAUGUACUCGUCGAGGAUCUCACACUCAUCGUUGGAUCGAUUUGUUCCUCAGCAAUCUUCACGAAAUCCGGCCAAAAAUAUCUCUGGAUCAUCAACGGCGCCUUCACUUUUAUUGGCACCGCUCUUUGGUUGAUCUCGUUCAAGAGAUUGGCGCCAUUUAAA
Molecule: messenger RNA, 1380 nt
Organism: Mesorhabditis belari
Lineage: Eukaryota; Metazoa; Nematoda; Chromadorea; Rhabditida; Rhabditidae
Source: the annotation of a GenBank genome assembly